Sciurus carolinensis (gray squirrel) is the source of this 279-nucleotide messenger RNA. Its product is annotated as KRAB domain-containing protein 5-like. Gene Ontology annotation, biological process: regulation of DNA-templated transcription. The record is from RefSeq and is a predicted model, not a curated record. The transcript has a single exon. Bases 1 to 279 code for a protein of 92 amino acids. Lineage: Eukaryota; Metazoa; Chordata; Mammalia; Rodentia; Sciuridae.
AUGCAAUUGCUGACAUUCAGGGAUUUGGCCACUAAGUUCUCUCAAGAAGAAUGUGAAAGCAAUGUGAUGUUAGAAAACUACAGAAACCUGGUUUUUCUGGGUCUUGCUGUCUCUAAGCCAUCCCUGAUCACCUUUCUAAAGCAAAUGAAAGAGUUCUGGAAAUUGAGGACGCAAGAGAGAGUGAGCAUAUAUCCAAGAAAACUUCACCUUUGCCAAAUUUCUCAUCUUAGGGUUGAGUCUAAAAACAUAGUUUGCUGUUUAUUCACUCCUAGAUAUUAA